This is a messenger RNA of Penaeus indicus, 5933 nucleotides long. It is a transcript of the gene rb, whose product is annotated as AP-3 complex subunit beta-2-like. Gene Ontology annotation, biological process: vesicle-mediated transport; intracellular protein transport. Gene Ontology annotation, cellular component: membrane coat; AP-3 adaptor complex. The transcript is spliced from 16 exons. The record is from RefSeq and is a predicted model, not a curated record. Bases 486 to 3785 code for a protein of 1099 amino acids. NCBI's taxonomy places the organism in Eukaryota, Metazoa, Arthropoda, Malacostraca, Decapoda, Penaeidae.
AUUAGAGUGAUUCUGUACGCGUGGAUACUUAUAACAUUAAUAACUGUACACUGCAUACACAAGUAAAAUCCGCCUGGUUCUCGUAUCAUGUAGUCCUCAGGGUCUACAUUCUUGAAACUGAAUGUACCUAUUAUCCGAAUUAUAGAACGAAUACCAGAAAUUGUUAAAAUGUGGUGUUCAGUGCAGUAAUGUGACAGUGAAAAUGUAUUGUAAUUCAGAAAUGGUAUGGAAAAUUGAGUGAAGUGGACAUUUACUGAUAAUACCGGGAAACGGGAAAACCUUAUAUUAACACAAAGUAGUAGAGAAGAACAAAACUAUGAUACGGUUAACCAAAAACACCUUAUAAGACAUUCAUAAAAAAAAUAAUAAUAAAUAAAAAACGGGAAACAUAUUGCCCGAUGAAAUAAAAAUAGAUAACCGUAUUUCUUCUUUUAUAGGGCUUUAGACUAUAGCAGUCUAUACUCCCUGUGAUAACCGCAUUUAAUAUGUACUCACAGCCUUUGAAUCCAGAAUCCUAUACGACACAAGUUAAAGGAACAAUGAUCUCGGAAAAUAAUCAAAUACAGACCAUCGAGUUCGUAGUGCCAAUACAGGUAUCUCAGGACGCACCAAGACAUGAAGAUCUUAAGCAGAUGCUGGACAGCAACAAGGAUGGCCUCAAGUUGGAGGCCAUGAAGCGAAUCAUUGGGAUGGUGGCAAAAGGACGUGAUGCUUCAGACCUGUUCCCAGCAGUUGUCAAGAAUGUAGUCAGUGCUAACUUGGAGGUGAAGAAGCUGGUGUAUGUGUACCUGGUGCGUUAUGCAGAGGAGCAACAGGACUUGGCCCUCCUAUCUAUCUCCACCUUCCAGCGAGCUCUUAAGGACCCCAAUCAACUGAUUCGAGCAUGUGCACUGCGUGUUUUAUCCAGCAUCCGUGUGCCAGUCAUUGUCCCUAUCAUGAUGCUGGCAAUCAAGGAUGCUGUGAGUGACAUGUCUCCCUAUGUCCGAAAGACAGCUGCCCAUGCCAUCCCAAAGCUUUACAACCUUGACCCAGAACAAAAAGAGGAGUUAAUACAAGUUAUUGAGAAAUUGCUCUCGGAUAAGACAACUCUUGUGGUUGGGUCAGCUGUGAUGGCUUUUGAAGAGGUGUGUCCAGAAAGAAUUGAUCUCAUCCAUAAGAACUACAGGAAGCUGUGCAACCUCUUAGUGGAUGUAGAGGAGUGGGGUCAGGUCAUCAUCAUCAACAUGCUGACCCGAUAUGCACGUACCCAGUUCAUUGACCCCAAUGCUGGGGAAGGUUUAGAGGAGAAAGAGAAGCCAUUCUAUGAAGAUGAGCAAGAGGAAACAGAAGAUGCUGAUAUCUUAGCAAAGAGACCUAAAACAAUGGACCCUGACCACCGCCUCCUCCUCCGAAACACAAAGCCCCUCCUGCAAAGUCGUAAUGCUGCUGUUGUUCUUGCUGUUGCGCAACUGUAUCAGCAUAUUGCUCCGCGUUCUGAGGUGUCGCAGGUGGCCAGGGCUUUAGUCAGACUUCUGCGUUCUCACCGCGAGGUCCAGGCUGUUGUCCUAACAAACAUAGCAUCCAUGUCUACACGUCGAAAGGGUAUGUUCGAGCCAUAUCUGAAAAGUUUCUUUGUGCGCUCCAGUGAUCCUACUCAUAUUAAGGCCUUGAAACUUGAAGUUCUGACAAACCUUGCAACAGAUGCCAACAUAUCUGUAAUACUGCGAGAAUUUCAAACCUACAUUGGAUCCUCUGACAAGGAGUUUGUUGCUGCUACAAUCCAGGCCAUUGGAAGAUGUGCUUCAAACAUAAGAGAAGUUACGGACACCUGUCUUAGUGGCCUUGUGUCACUUCUUUCCAACAGGGAUGAGUCUGUUGUGGGUGAGAGUGUUGUAGUAAUCCGGAAAUUACUGCAGAGUGAGACAGUUGGCCACAAGGACAUCAUCAGCCAUAUGGCUCGACUUGUUGACAACAUCAAGAUUCCCAUGGCAAGGGCAAGCAUCCUUUGGCUCCUGGGAGAGUACUGUGACAAGGUGCCCAAGAUUGCUCCUGAUGUGCUCAGGAAGAUGGCCAAGACAUUUAUCACAGAGGAGGACAUAGUAAAGCUGCAGAUCCUGACUCUAGCCACGAAGCUGUAUUUGACAAACCCCAAACAGACUCGCCUUCUCUGCCAGUAUGUGUACAACUUGGCAAAGUAUGACACCAAUUAUGAUAUUCGUGACAGGGCUAGGUUAACAAGAGCUCUCGUGUUUCCAUCUCAAGGGCAUGAAGAUAACAAACUUGCUAAGCAUGCAAAGAAAAUAUUUUUAGCAACCAAACCACCUCCAGUUCAACAGUCAAGUUUCAAAGAUCGGGACCAAUUCCAGCUGAGCACACUCUCUCACUUCAUCAACGCCAGAGCUAGUGGUUACCAGGACCUUCCUCCAUUCCCUGAUGACGCCCCAGACCCAAGUGUUCGCAAUGUAGAGAUGCCAACGCCAGUCACCCCAGUUUUCAAGUCGGCUCACCAGAAGAAGAAGCCACAGAAGGUGAAGUCGUUCUACUCAGAUGAAAGCUCGCCAGAAGAUGAGAGUGACGAGGAGGAGAGUGACAGUGGAAGCGAGAGCGAUAGUGAAAGUGACAGCAGUGAAAGUGACAGUUCGGAGAGCAGUAGUGAGGAGGAGAGUGAAUCUGAGAGCGAUGAUGAUGAGGAUGAAAAGCAGAGGACAAGAGGGAAGGCCAAGAGAAAGUCUGGCAGUGGAGGUAGAAAACGGGAAGCAUCAGAGUCAUCAGGUAGUGAAGAUUCGGAGUCGGAAUCGUCAGAAUCAGAGUCGGAGUCAUCCUCUUCAGAGAGCGAAUCAUCAAGUGAUGAAGAAUCAGAGAAUUCCGAGUCAUCAGAUGAAGAUACCAAGAAGAAGAAAUCAAAGGAAAAGGCAAGUAAUAAGGGCAAAGCGACACAAGGAGGAGGGAACCGCACAAACUUAGACCUUCUCCUUGACCUCGAUGACAUUCCUCCAACUAUGGAUACUCCGCUGCUCACUCCUUCCCUGGGGGGUCUCCUGACGCCCACUCCGACAGCACAGCCUGCCCAACCAUUACCUCCUGGGGCAUCUAUUCAACCAGCUUCAGCAAAGUUUGUACCCACAACUACUCAUGAACUCCUUAAUAGGUUUACUGGAAAUGGGCUUUCUGUGGGAGCUCGUUUCACCCGAUCCCCACACCUCUAUUCACCCAGAAUGACAUCGGUAGAACUCACUUUCACAAAUACCGGAAGCGAAGAAAUCCGUGAAAUUAGCAUUGGCAGGAAGAAACUAGCACCAGGAAUGUCUCUACAUGAGUUUGCUGGCAUUGCGGUACUAAAUGCUGAUACGACACUCUAUGGCACUCUCGGUGUGGACUUCAAUGACACCACCCAGCCAGCAGUAUUCGAUCUGAUUGCUGGGGGACGAACGUUUAGCAUUAGUGUUACUGCUCCAAUUGGGGAACUGAUGACUCCACUGGCAAUGAGUGAAGCAGACUUCAAUCUGAACCAGGGAAAGUUAAGAGGAAUGAAUGAAUUGAGUGGGACAGCAAAGCUUCCAAGUGAACAGAACAUCAAGGCUCUUGUUGACCAUGUGUAUGAGAUUGCCAAUCUCCUACAAGUGCAGAGUUUAAGUGACAAUGUGUUGAAGUUUGGAGGUCAGACAGCUUCCGGGAAAGUUUUGGUGCUUCUGAGCUUGACCGUCCCAGAGGAGACCGCUGAGUGUUCAAUCACCAUCAACUGUGAGAAGAUGGUUGUUUCAUCCAUGCUUCUGAAAGAGUUGCAGUCAGCUUUAGCCAAGGACUGAGACAAUCUAGGGAAACUUAGUAUUAGGGUUAGCCACUUGCUAGUGGGACAGGUUUGCUUAUUUUGUUUAUUGGCAAUGCUAUCAUAUUUUCAUUUUUGUUAUAGUUAAACUACAGUUUUCUACUUAUUAUAUUCCUGAUCCUUUUCUUCCUCUUCCUUAAAUUUCUCCUCCUUCCCUCUCUCCCUCUACUCGCUCCCAUCCUUAUCUACCUCCCUUCCUUCCUUCCUUCCUCUCUCUCUCUCUCUCUCUUUCCUAUUUUGCUUUGAUGACUAUUAAAUGUUCCUACAGAAUAAUGCAAGCAAGUGUUUAUUGUAUGUAUUCAUGCAGUUGUUGAGAGGUUGAAAAAAAUCAAUUGUGGUCCCUCUAAAAAGCAGAUAGUAUAUAGAAUGUGUUGAUAAUAUGUAUAUAAUUGAUAUUUGUAGUAGAAAAAAUUUUAAAGUUGUUAAUUCUUGGCAAAAUUCUUUUAUGAAAUAUGAAUUAUUUAAGAAAUUGCAAAUAGUUAUAUUUUACACUGUGUAUGGUUUUACUUUUUAUUUAUUCUUUUUUAUUAUUGUUAUUGAUAUUAUCAUUCUAGUUAUUAUUAUUAUUAUUAUUAUUAUUAUUAUUACUUUUGUAAUUUUUAUUUUUGUCUAUUGAUUAUCAGUAAUAUUAUAACUUGAUUAUUAUUGAUUGAUUGAUUAUUGUGAAUACUGUUAUCAAUAAUAAUAUCAUUUUUAAUAGUUAUUUAUCUACAGAUUAACAUAGUAACAUUAUUUGUUGUGCUGUAAGCUGAAAGGUUUGUAAGCAAGUAUGAAAGCAUGAAAUGAGAAAAGGCAAAUAAAAUUACAGGGACCUUGUCACAAGAUUAAUGUUGUAAGGCAUUAAUACUAUAUAUCCUUAUACAUGCACAUAUACGGUAUAUAUGAGUGUUAUUUAUUUCAUUAUCUGUUACAUUUUUCUUCUUUCUUACAAUGGUAUGGCGGUCCUGUAUGAAACCUUGUUGAUGAAAACAUACCAGUAAAAUAUAAUUGAAUCAAAAUAAGAGCAUACCAAGUUCCUAGGUUCACAAUAAGACUAGACUUGGAAUUUACUUUGUCUUCAGGCAUCAUGUAUUUACAGAUAAAAUUUGUAAUAUCUUAUAUACACCAAUUUUUAUUCUUACUUCAGAUUAUAUUUUUAGAUUAUUGGAAAAGAAGCUAGAAAAUUCAAUAACUAAUGCCGCUGCUCUUACAUACCCAUGACUUGCUCUUCAUUGGUGUGUUGCUUUCAGCUGUUUGGCCUUGGCAAGUUAUGUAUGAUAUCAAGGCUUGUGAUGUUUCUCAAAGUGUACAUGUUAGUGUAUGUUUUAGUGUUUCUGUCCCAAUUUGAUUGUGUUGAUUAGAUUCUGGAUAUCUCCCCCUGUCAAGUUAAGUGAGCUGAUUUGGCAUGUGAGUUAUGCAUAUAUAAUUUGUUUUCAUAAUCUUAUACUUUGAGCAUAGAUAUUUAUGGAAGAUUGUUUAUCACAAAAUCACAGUAUAUAUGAAGAUUGAAUGGAAAUGGAACAUGUAAAAAAAUGUGGUUAUGAAAAAAAUGGUGGUUAUUAAAAUUCAACAUUGUUUUCAGUGAAGUGUUCAUUUUUGCUUUGCUCAUUAUGUGAUAUAAAUAUCGGUUCGCUUUAUUCAUUUUUCAGACGUGUUUUUUUUCUGAUUCACUUUCUGUUAUUCUAUAAAUGGAAAUAGAAAAUAAUACCUCAUCAUAAAUGCAUAGUCAGGUAUGUAAUGGGACAUAUUUGCAAACAUAGUGAAUAUUCAUGAAGCCUUGAGAUGUUCACACCACAGCAAGAAAUAUUGCAUCAAACAUUAUCAGUCUGUUUCCUGAAGGCCAGGUAUAAAAGUAAUGCAAGACUAUGGAAUUGACAAGAAAUGUAAUUUUUGUUUGACCAAUUUUGUAAUCUCAGAAGGAAGGGAAAUAAAAAUGUGUAAGCACUGAUUGUAUAGAAAUCUCAUUAAUAUAUAUAUAUUUUUUUCCAAUUUUCUCUUAUCAUUCCAAGAUGAAUGUUGUAUAACUUUAUUGUGUGUGGAUUCUAUUUUAUUAAGUUUAUUAUGAACAUAAUUAAAUUGUGCACAAUGUGUUCUUUAUGUUUGUUUGUUUGUUUAUUUGUUUGUUUAAUAAAAGUGGUAUUGAAAUUAA